AUUAAAUACAAAGAAGUAAACGGCGUAAGUGCCGCCCUAGCAUUAAAUUGUACUAUAUUGAAAAUUGAAAUUGAUAGAGCCGCUACGCCUGCGUCGCCCCUUUGUGUAUGCGUACGCUUCUGUCCAAGUGUGCGUUUGUGUGUGUUGGAAAGAAGGAGAAGGAAACAAAAAAGUGUACAGCCGACGCGCAGCCGCAUCUGCGCUCAAUUAAAAGUGCCGAAAACGCUUGUGAAAACUGAAAAUACGAAAAAUUACAGUGAAAUAGUUGCCAACCUCUGGAUUAACGACCAAAGUGCGAUAAUUUGAAGAAAAUGGGUUGUGCCGUGAGUACAGCACGAGAUAAAGAAGCCAUCGAACGUUCGAAGAACAUCGAUCGGGCGCUGCGAGCGGAGGGUGAACGUGCCGCAUCGGAGGUGAAACUGCUGCUUUUGGGAGCUGGAGAGUCGGGAAAGUCCACGAUAGUGAAGCAAAUGAAGAUCAUACACGAGACAGGCUACUCUCAGGAGGAAUGCGAGGAAUACCGCCGCGUUGUUUACAGCAACACUGUACAGAGCCUGAUGGUUAUCAUCCGGGCCAUGGGCAGGCUAAAGAUUGAGUUUGCCGAUCAGGGCAAGACUGACAUUGCCCGCCAGUUCUUCACACAUGCCUCGGCCGCCGAUGAGGGCAUCCUCCUGCCGGAGAUUGUUCUGCUGAUGAAGAAACUCUGGUCGGACGGCGGGGUGCAGCAGUCGUUUGCUCGCUCGCGCGAGUACCAGCUGAACGACUCGGCGGGAUAUUACCUGAACUCCCUGGAUCGCAUUGCGCAGCCCAACUACAUUCCCACCCAGCAGGAUGUCCUGCGCACGCGUGUAAAGACCACGGGCAUCAUUGAGACGCAUUUCUCCUGCAAGCAACUGCAUUUCAAACUGUUUGAUGUGGGCGGCCAGCGAUCGGAGCGCAAGAAGUGGAUUCAUUGCUUUGAGGGCGUCACGGCCAUUAUAUUUUGUGUGGCGCUAUCUGGCUACGAUCUAGUUCUGGCCGAGGAUGAGGAAAUGAAUCGCAUGAUCGAGUCCCUGAAACUGUUUGAUUCCAUCUGCAACUCAAAGUGGUUUGUGGAAACCUCUAUUAUACUGUUCCUCAACAAAAAGGAUCUGUUUGAGGAGAAGAUAAAGCGAUCUCCUUUGACGAUAUGCUUCCCAGAGUAUUCAGGUACCAACACUUUUGAGGAGGCUGCCAACUAUAUACGCAUGAAGUUUGAGAAUCUCAACAAGCGAAAAGACCAAAAGGAGAUAUACACGCAUCUGACCUGCGCCACUGACACCAACAAUGUGAAGUUUGUCUUUGAUGCCGUCACCGAUGUGAUCAUAAAGAACAAUCUGAAGCAAAUUGGCUUAUUCUAGGGAGAGGAUGAGGAUGGAUUCACCAUUUAGCUUGCGUCGUAGUAGUAUUAAAGGAAAACGCGCAAAACAUUUCCAUUACAUGUUAAGAACUAAAUAUAUACUACAUAUAUACAUAUGUAUAUGAUCUAUAUAUACGUAAAUGUAUACUCUACGCUUUACACAUGCUAUAUAUAUUUUCAUACAUAUAAUUUUAAUAACCGAUUUAGUUGCCAGAACAAGUAACAAACAGUUAAAGUUUGUUAGUUAGUUAGUUAACAGUUUUUUUUUUAUAAAUUGCACGCAUAAGCUAACUAAUUUAAACUGUAAUUUAACAAGUGUAAAGUACGGGCGAUCGAUCGCCAUAAAGUCUGCCGAUCAGUUCUGUAGAUCCCCCCACUGAAUUCAAUCGAUUUUCUUUGGGGCUUAAGCUAGGAUUUAACCUCUAGCCUCCCAACAAUAAUUGCGUUGCCCAAACGGGCACUUUUAUGGCGCUUCUUUGGGCAGUGCAAUUUGCUUCACCGCAUUGACAGGCGAUAAUUAGGGUGAGUAAAGGCCUAAAUUCGUGUGCGAUCGCUAGUAAGCCGCUAAAUGUAACUAGUAAACUUACUAAUAUGCUUAUUAAUAGCCUAAAUAAAAGACAAAUAAAUAAUGCUCUCCAUUA
Molecule: messenger RNA, 2019 nt
Organism: Drosophila persimilis
Lineage: Eukaryota; Metazoa; Arthropoda; Insecta; Diptera; Drosophilidae
Gene: Galphai
Product: G protein alpha i subunit
Exons: 5
Coding region: 312-1379 (355 amino acids)
Biological process (GO): adenylate cyclase-modulating G protein-coupled receptor signaling pathway
Cellular component (GO): heterotrimeric G-protein complex
Molecular function (GO): G protein-coupled receptor binding; GTP binding; G-protein beta/gamma-subunit complex binding
Source: RefSeq, a predicted model, not a curated record